CGGAGAGAUCUCCACCGACCAUCAACUCAACGCCGCUAGAGAUCACAUAGAGCGGGGGAUUCGCUCUUGGGACGUAGACCUCAACACCUGUGAUCUCCAACAGCAGCUUCUGCACUUUAUAACACGUCAUUCGGCUCACUUCUCUGCCGACGUCAGAGGGCAGAGGACCCUAUACCACAGAAGUGAUGUCCUAGAGACGGUUAUACUGGUCAACCCGUCAGAAGAGACGGUUACAUCAGAGAUCCAGUCUCUGGUCACAGACUCAGCAGGACAUAAGCUCCUGGUCCUGAGCGGCCAGAGCUCAGAUCACGGUGACCUUCUCCUUCAAACCGGGCUCUUCACCUACCAGACCUUUUCACAACUCCUUACUGACCCUCGGGUCAGUGAUUUACUGGGCAGAGUAGCACCCAAGCAGCCGGCUACACUAACUGUGUCCAGCCGUGGGGAGGUGGGCUGGAGCUCCUUGGGACAACAGAAACAUCUCCAGGACUUUCUAGAAUACAGAGUGAACCCUGAGCCUGUGCUGCCCAAAAUGGAGGGCGUGUCCGAGUUCGCAGAGUACAUCUCUGAGACUGUGGACGUCCCCUCACCGUUUGACCUCUUGGAGCCACCCACCUCUGGAGGGUUCCUGAAACUUUCAAGCCAUGUUGUUACAUCUUUUCCCGGAGGGAGGGGAGAUUCCGCCCUCUUUGCUGUGAAUGGAUUCAACAUAUUGGUGGACGGAGGCUCGGAUCGCAGAUCAUGCUUCUGGAAGCUCGUCCGUCACUUGGACCGCAUUGACUCGAUACUACUCACACACAUUGGAGCUGACAAUCUACCAGGCAUCAAUGGGCUCCUUCAGCGCAAAGUAGCAGAGAUGGAAGAGGAGCAGUCCCAAGGUUCCACCAAUUACAGUGAGUGGAUGAAGAACCUGAUCUCGCCAGAACUUGGCGUUGUGUUCUUCAAUGUACCAGAGAAGCUACGCAUGGCUGAAUCAAAUCUCAAGGUCAAGCGCAGCAUCGAAGAAGCCUCACUUACAUUACAAUAUCUGAAUAAACUGGGAGUGAAGCCAGAACCUCUUUGCAGAGUGGUCAGCAACACCAUUGAACCCAUCACCUUGUUCCACAAAAUGGGAGUGGGCAAGUUAGACAUGUAUGUUCUGAACCCUGUAAAAGAUAGUAAAGAGAUGCAGUUUCUAAUGCAGAAAUGGGCUGGUAACAGUAAGGCAAAGACUGGUAUCUUGCUCUCUAAUGGCAAAGAGGGGGAAAUAUCUGUGCCCUAUCUGACAUCAGUCACAGCCUUAGUUGUUUGGCUCCCUGCCAACCCAUCUGAAAAGAUUGUUAGGGUGCUCUUUCCUGGAAAUGCACCCCAAAACAAGAUUCUGGAAGGCCUAGAUAAAUUAAAGCACCUUGAUUUCCUGCGUUAUCCAGUAGCGACACAGAAGGACAUCGCUUCAGGAACUCCACCACCUGUCAUAAAACAGAGCAAGCUGAAGCAAACAGACAGCAAAGAGAGUCUCAAAGCCUCUCCCAAAACCACUGCAAAACCCUCCAAGAAAGAAACUGAUGGAGAAGAUGAAGUUCCAGCUGCCGCAGAGGUGAAGACUGAUUCUGUAAAGGACAAUAAGGAAGAGAAAAAAGAGGAGAAAAAGCCCAAAACUUUGAAAUCAAAGUCUGAGGUACCAGAGAAGAAGAAGCUGUUAAAGGAGAAAUCCUUAAAGAGGCACUCAAAGGAAAGGACAUUGAAAAUGGAUGAAAAAAAGGACAAGGAAAAGAAAGAGAUCAAGAAAGUAAAAAAGGAUGACCCCCUGAAAAAAGAUGAAAAGAAGGAUGGAAAGAUUAAAGAUGCUAAGAAGAAAGACGCAUCUAAGCCCGAGCUGAGAAAGAUUACAAAGCCUGACCUGAAACCUCUGACACCAGAAGUAAGGAAGACCUUGCACAAAGCUAAAGUUUCAAGUAAAGCCAAGACUGGCAAAGUCAAAGCAACCAAGGCACAGCCUGCUGAACCUAAACCAGUGGAGAAACCAGUCGCAGAAACUGAACAGCCUACGACAAUACAGAAUGGAACUACUGAAGGCCUGUCUGCCUCAUCCAGCCCAGAAGAUCUUACCAAGGCUUUUGAAGAUCUAAAGCAAACAGGAACUGUAUCCUCAGAACAACUUGAAAUUGCUGAAGUUGCAGAGGAGCCAACAGCACAAGAAACCAAAUCGGAAAUUCUACCUAGCACCUUGUCUUCUGAAAAGGUAUUGGCCUCAGAAGUAAAGGCAGAGGCUGAUGCUGGAGUUGAAGAUAAACAAUCAAACCAAGUGAGAGAGGAAGAAUUAGAGGCUGAAAAGUUUGAGGAUGAAGGAGCAGCCAUUGAUGAUGAGGUGGAGGAUGAGGAGGAGGAAGAGGGAGAUUCCCCAACUGCUCAAAGGGAAGCAGCAGAGGAAGAGGAAGACAUGGGCAUAGGAGAAGAAGAAGAUGAUAGCCUUGAUAGGAAGCACGAAGAGGAGGAAGAGGAGGCAGAAGAUGAAGCUAUUGAAAAGGCAGAGUUAGAGGAGGUAGAAGACUUGGAUGUAAUAGCAGACGAGGAGAUCAAGGACAAACCUGAAGAUACGGAAUUGGACCACAUCAGCCAGGUGGUUGAACAACACAAGGCAACCGAGUUUGGAGCUUCAGCCAAAGAGGAUGACGAUGAGGAAGGAUACCUGUCACAUGUUGAUGGAGCCACAGCUCCGAUAACCUCAGUGGCUCAAGAGGCUGGUGUCGCUGCUGCCUACAUUCAAGAUGAUAAUAUUCCUGCUGCAGAACCUAUUUCCUACAUUCAAGAUGAGACUAUUCCUGGGUACUCUGAGACAGAGCAGACCAUCUCUGAUGAGGAGAUUCAUGAGGAGGCAGAGGACAGAAUACCACACCUUCAGUAUGAUGUUGGUACCUAUGACAUCUCUGUUCCAGACCAGACUGGCUCCUUUGUAAAUAUUCAUGGAAUGAAAGAGAUACAAGCUGCUGCCGUGUCAGAUAAAGGUUUUCCUGGUAUACAGGAGCAGGUGUCUGCGUAUACCAACAUCAUUGCUGCUCCAUUGGCAGAAGAAGAGCAUGUGUCCUCUGCGACCUCCAUUACAGAGUAUGACAAAAUAUCCUCACUGCCAACCUCUAUUGCCGAAGACCUGGCGCCGGCCGUAGCACCACAAAUUGAAGAAAUAUGUAAAAGCUCUUUAGAAAUGGAUACUGUGAAAAGUGUUUCCCUUCCAAAACCGACUGAGGCAAACCAGGGAACCAGGGACGUCCCAUACUCCGCUGGGACUGUGUCACCAAUAUCCUCUUUGGAGGAUGACAAGUGCUCCAAGUCUCCAUCUGACGACGCAAACCGUGGUUUCUCUGGAGUAAGCACAGAUGCUGAAGUUACUGAAGCUCAUAUUCAAGAGGAGCUCAAGGAGAAAGAAACAGACUUUAAACCUGCUGCUGUACCAGUCAUAGAGGAGAAGAAAAAGGAGGCAGCCAUCACUGACACGCCUGAUAUUAAACCGAUAAACAAUAUGGAGGGAAAGCAGAUGGAAAAGGAUGCAGAAACAUUUGACAACCAGGAGGAAGACAAAGCGAUGAAAUUAGGUGAUACAUUGGAUGUUCCCCUUUCCACAGAGGUUCCCCUUUCCAAGGAGGAUGAAACAUCCAACAAAACAAACAUAACAGAGGAAAGAAAGGAAAAUAAGGAUGAGGCCUCUGAUGUCAAACUAACAACUGACGAUAAGAAGGACCAGGAAAAGGAUGAAGAUGAUACUUCUACCAUCAAACCUACACUCAUACCCGACCCUUUAGUUGCAGCCAAAGAGGAAAGCCUUUCCUCUAAAUCAGUCAUCAUUGAGGAAAACAGUAAAGAUAAGUCUUCUACUGUUAAAUUGGUCACAGAAGAAAAGGACCACAGUAUUGAUACUUCUACAAUUAUUUCUACAGAAAAGGAUGGGCAGGCUUUCAGCAAGAGUGAUAGCUGUGCUGCUGAACCAGCCAUAGUCGAACAAAAACUGGUCAUGGAUGAUGAUAUUCUUAUUAAACCAUCUACACAAGAGGACAAAGAUCAAGAGAAUACAAAGAGGAUGAAAGAUGCCAGUCCAGAUAAAGAGAAAACAGAUGUGAAACUGCUCAUAGAGGACAAAGACAAGGGAAAAGAAGCUCUGUCUGUUAAGGAUGAAGAAUUAAACAUAAAUAAAGUAGAUAGUUCUGAUAUCAAACCCAUAAUGCAGGAGGCCGUAGCAACACAACAGGAAGCCAUAGAGCUCAAAGAAAAAGAGGACGAAGAGGAGAGCACAGCAGAGUUAAAAACAAGAAAAGAUAACAUCGCCUCUGAGGCUGCGGUGGACAUAGAAAAGUAUGACCCACAUGAAGUUGACUGCACCAAAGAGGAAAAGUGGGAGAAAGAAGAGGUACAAGAGAAGGACAAGACCAUUAAAUGUACAGCACCUGAUCAACCAGGGAUACUAUCCAAGCCUGCAUUCGUGGUCCAGUCUUCUGAUGAAGACAGAGAGGAUGAAGAGGAAGAAGUAAUUUGCAUGGAUUCUGAGAGUGUGACAGAUGUCCUUGAACAGGCAGGUGCGGUCGGAGCUGAGAGCAUUGAUAAAAUAAACCUAGGGACCGAAGGAGUAAGCGAGAGCCAACCAGUGGAAAAGCAAGAGUUCAGUGUCUCUAAGUAUGAUCCAUAUGAAAAGCCUGUCCUCAGAGACCAGGAUUCCAGGAGAGAAGGUGAUGUUUCCCCAAUUUUUGCUCCACCCUCUGACUUUGGCAUUGAUGACAACAGGAGAGCCAGCGAGGCAGAGUGCAGUAGAACCGUGUCCCUUCUUGAUGACCAAUGCAAAGACGAACCGCUGUCUUUCAGUAGGGUUGACUACAGCCCAGUGUCCCUUACGGAGAGCGAAAGAAGUAGCCACCACAGUCAGAGUGCCUCUCCAAUCUAUGAAGACAGAGAAAAGGGCCAAGAAGAAGAGAGUGAAAGAGAAGAAAGACCAGCCACACCUUUUGUUGAGAGGAGCUUCUCGCCAACAGAUAUUCAGGACAACAAAAUGGCCCAGGCUGCCGAGUAUCGCACCUGUGCCUUUAACCUCAAAGAGGACAAACCGGAGAAAUCUGAGAAAGAGAAGGAAGGGGGCGAGGAAAUCCCUGCUUCAACAACCACUGUAAGCCCCAAUGAACCAUAUUAUGGAGACAUCAAAAGUCCAUGUGACACACAGGACCUGACCAAAACAAAUGAGGGACUACAACCCCAGACCCCCAUCGCAGAGCCUCAAGAAGGCUCAGGUUCAAGAGGGUCCGGCAUUGGACAGAUUAAACUCUUACAGGGGGCCCCAGAGAAAGAUGAAGUCAAAGAAAACACCGAAAUUGAUCAGAAGCAAUGUGAACAUGUAUUAGAUGGCCAAACAAGUGAAGGUAGCAAAGUAGAGGACAGUAAAGAUACUGCUGACUCCAAAGCAGAAAGUUGCCGGAAAGAAGAUCCGGAGGUUACCACGUUAGCCAUGCCACUUGAGAAGCUAGCCCUUAGGAGAAAAAGUAGCUUAUCUGACUGGGAGAUGCUGCAGAAGCCCGAAAGCUUCCCAACCGCCCCUCCAGGUUAUGGGGACGACGACGAAGAGACACUGGAGCCAAUGGAGUGGAUGUCCACUCUACACAGCUCCUCUUCAUCUUCCACUAAGGUUGCACAACAAAUAGAGACAUCUGGCGCUGUGGGCAGUCAAUCUGACCGCCCCUCUGACCUGUUUGCGGGAGCACCAUCGUCCUCCUUCUCUCCUCCCGGAUCCUCCUCGUGUGAGUAGCCCCGAAAGGGGGAGCUCUCUCCCUCGUUCAUCAACCCCAACCUCCACCAGCUGUCCAGUGACGAAACUGAGGAGGACAAAAAAAGCGAUUGUUCCCAAGAGGGGGAUGAAGACGAUCGCGAGCAGCACUCUCUAAAAAGGCGAUCUCACAAGCAGAGGCGCCACCACGCUCAGACUCCCAGUGGAGAAACUGGACUGGGGACACACCCGUUGCCAGGCACCAUGUCGUCUGGGUUGGCCGCAGCUAGCCGGGGAACGCCUCCGACCAGCGCGAGCGAAUCACUGCCCUCUCAGUCCGACUCAGACGCCCCGGAGACAGAGGAGUGCCCGUCCAUCACGGCAGAGGGGAACUUGGACUCGGACGAGGACGCAGAACAUCUACCCGUGGACAAAACGUCCACCUCCGGAGCUGGAGCGGGCCAUCAACCCCCUUCCCCUCGGUCGGCCCAGAAGACACAGGACCCUCUUCCUGCACCCAUGAAGGACCCCUCCCCGGACCCUCCACGUCCAGAUGUCUGCAUGGUGGACCCUGAGGCCCUUCUCAAGGAUCACAUCAGCACGGAGAAACCCCUCAAGAAAGAGCACAAGACGACCAAGGUCCUCAGGAAGAGCAAACCCAAGUCAGCCUCUCCUGCUCGGAAGGGGGAGGGAAGGAAGAGAUCCACUACCCCGGUGAAGCAGAGCACCAAGGAGGGCAGCUCAUCGCGCUCCACCUCUUUAAGGAGGAGGGACACCGAGAGAGGCUCUCGGCUGCUCAAGAUGUCCGAAACUCAAGGGUCUCGCACGGAUAUAAACAACCCUGGAAAGCUCUUGGUCAAUGGUGUGAAAAGCAGUCCAGGGAACACCACCCCAAAGGCAGGUGCAGCAGUACCCUCUGGGCCACCCAUCUAUGUGGACUUGGCCUACGUGCCCAACCACUGCAGUGCCAAGAACGUGGACCAGGAGUUCUUCAAGAGGGUCCGGGCGUCUUACUAUGUGGUUAGCGGCAAUGACCCGGGCAGUGCAGAGCCCAGCCGUGGGGUUCUGGAUGCCCUGCUGGAGGGCAAGUCCCACUGGGGCUCCAACCUACAGGUGACUCUGAUCCCCACCCAUGACACGGAGGUGACCCGGGAGUGGUACCAGCAGACCCACGAGAAGCAGCAGGAGCUCAUGGUGCUGGCCUCCAGCAGCACCGUGGUCAUGCAGGACGAGUCCUUCCCCGCCUGCAAGAUCGAGUUCUGA
Messenger RNA from Gadus chalcogrammus (walleye pollock), 6979 nucleotides. RefSeq names its product microtubule-associated protein 1A-like. Gene Ontology annotation, molecular function: actin binding; microtubule binding. Gene Ontology annotation, biological process: regulation of microtubule depolymerization; microtubule cytoskeleton organization; axonogenesis. NCBI's taxonomy places the organism in Eukaryota, Metazoa, Chordata, Actinopteri, Gadiformes, Gadidae. The record is from RefSeq and is a predicted model, not a curated record. Gene Ontology annotation, cellular component: neuronal cell body; microtubule; cytosol.